AUGAGUGCACAACGAUUCGAUACACAAUUUGAUCGUGCUGAUGUUAAUCAUGAUGGAGGAGUUGAUGAACAAGAAUUUCGACAAUUUCUUGGUCCCGUCAGAGAUGAAAGAAGAUUAUCUGGAAAUUUAUCAACUCAAGAUGUUCAACAUUUUACUGCUCAUUCAUCACAAGAUGGUGAAAUAAUAACAUAUCCAGUAGGUCUUGAUGUAGCUGUAGCUGGUUUUGCACCAGAAAAUCCAAUUUCAUAUGAAAAAUUUACAGCAGGUGCUGCUGCAAAUGAAGAACAUAAAUAUGGUCUUGGUCCUGAUGUUGGUAUUGGUGCACCAGAUGUUGCUAGAAAAAGUAAUCAUUAUGAUCCAGCUGGAGCUAUGUUUAAUUAUGCUGAUGUUAAUCAUGAUGGAAGAAUUGACAAACAAGAAUUUGGUUCAUUUAUGAAAUCUGUUUAA
Messenger RNA from Adineta steineri, 447 nucleotides. NCBI's taxonomy places the organism in Eukaryota, Metazoa, Rotifera, Eurotatoria, Adinetida, Adinetidae. The record is from the annotation of a GenBank genome assembly.